Molecule: messenger RNA, 5721 nt
Organism: Suillus clintonianus
Lineage: Eukaryota; Fungi; Basidiomycota; Agaricomycetes; Boletales; Suillaceae
Product: CHAT domain-containing protein
Exons: 8
Coding region: 1-5721 (1906 amino acids)
Molecular function (GO): protein binding
Source: RefSeq, a predicted model, not a curated record
AUGUCUCAGCCUGCCAGCGCAGUUCCGAAACGCAUGACAACUCGAGCUAAAAAUGCUACUCAGCAUCCAGGACAUAUUCUGACUGGGGGUGAAGGCCGCGCAAAGAGACGUACCAAAGCUCAAAAGUCCGCUGACGACCAGCUUGAAAAAGAAGCAAAGGAGGCAAGUGAAACAGCUGUGCAAGAAAAGCAUAAGCGCGUUGCCACAUUUCAGAAACAGAUGGAGACCGACCAAGCUGCAAUGCGUGCUGAUGCACCCAAGCCAAGUCGUCCUUGUCCACGCCCAGUAAAGAAGGGCGUGAAAGCCUCAGACACCUCCAACAUGACUACGGCGGGUGGUCAGGAAGGUGCAGGCAUUGUCGCCGAUAAGGAUGUUGGUGCCGAUAAGGCUGUUGGUGCCAAAGUCAAGGGCGGCAAAGCUAAAGGUAAAAUGACAGCUGGUGCUGACAUCGGGAAUCCUGGGAGUGAACAGGAGUUGGAGGCGCAAGUGCCAGGGACACGCAAAACGAAGGGGAGGAAAGUAAUCCCAGUGAAGACGCCAGUGAGAAAUGCGAUUGAAGCAGCAGGCCUUAUCGAUGAAUCAACAGAGGCACGUGAUCAUGAUAACCAAGUGUCUGAUGUCAAUUUUGAUGCUGGGGCUGACAAAUUGACAGGUCUUGCUAUUUCUACCCUGUUUGAUGACGAUGAUUUAGACGAAUCAAUGGAGCGCUCUCAAGCUCUUUGUCGAAUGUCAAAAUUGAGGGCUACUCAGGGCGUCAAGAUUUCUCCCAAUGUCCCUGGCACUGCAGUGCCCACAAACUUAGCCCCCCACAAUGCCCAUCUGGCACCCAAGCAGCUCGCCGCGAUCGAACCUGACGUCGUCUAUGAUGAUACCUUCACGACCCCGAACAAUGAUUUUGAAAUGGACGCUGAGGCACCUGCACAGGCUCCCCUACCUGCCCUGGUUUUUUAUAAAUCCGACUCGGAUUCAGAAUCUGAUCUCGAACCACCCCCUUCUGCACAGGUUCCCAAAGGGUAUUAUGACGUUGACCCCCGGCCUCUCGCCCAAGCCCACACAUCCCACCCUACCAUUCCAGCAACACGUGUAAAGCGGAAAUUCGCAGAUGUCGAGGAUGCGGAUAUCGAGGACGCGGAUAUUGAGGACGACCUGCUCGAGGACGACCUGAUGAUUGAGGACGACCUUAUGAUCAGCGAGGACGACCCUAUGAUCGAGGACGACUCCUCAUCUGAAAUUGAGAUCGUUGAUCACCACAAGAAGACCGUAGUCAAGACCGAACCCAAACCUGUGUCCUUGCAGGUAACGUCUGGGGUAACUGGUGUCGGUGUCAAUCACAAAGCCCCCGUCACAAAGAGGCCAAAGCCCUCCGGUAAAAACACUCAGAGCGUUUCCCGUAUCGCAACCGCCGAAACACCUGAUCCCGCGAACCCUGACGAGGUUAUAGUGGAGAUCCUCCCCCGCUCUCAUUACAGGAUCACAAACCUUCCUGGAGGUCAUCGGGCAACAACUAGGUGGAGUAGCGUGUUUAUACCUACUCUCAUCCUCACCAUCGGAGAUCGGGACGAGGUCUGGUCUAUUCCUGAGAUGACCCUCCGCGAUAUUCUGCAGGACAUUUGGAACGUGGUUUACGGGGAUAUCACACAUACAGUCACUACAACCGGACCUGUCAUUGCCAUAGCUCUCCAACGGCUGUCCGACUGGCGCCAUAACAUCAGUCAUUCCGCUGUCUCGGUACUUGCGAGUUUUAUGUUGUCGCAGGAUGAUGUCGAGACCGAUCGAGACCGCGAAGACUUCGCAAAUAGCUUACUCUUCAAGUUUGGAUUCCUGUAUGGUCACAUUACAGAGGAUGGAAAAUUCCAAAAACCUUUUCAGUCCGAUCUCAUUCUCGAGGUCCUCUUGGAACGUGCCCUCAAAAUUAUCGGGCAUCACCCCACACUCGGCGUCAACAGUAAAGGGAAGGCUGUUAAGGUCCCCCACACUCUCAACAAAGCCACGGGCAAGGAUAGCGGUUCUCGGAGUGCCUUUUCGGUCACCAACUUCGGUUCAGCAACCAGGAACUAUAUGAAGUCUAUCAACCGCCUCGAAGAGUCAAUCGUCCAAGAACUCUGGGGACGCGCGAAGGCACUCGCUGCCAUGAGGGGGCGUAAUGCGCCGGUCGUUCUGGACAACGACUCCGAUGACGAGCGUGCACUCAUCUUCUGGGAUGCGCUGGCUUUACAUCCAGUCAGUCACCCACAUUGGUCCUCGUCAUUCAAUAACCUUGCGAAUGCGCUCUCUACCCGCUUCGAGCGCCGAGGCAAUGACCAAGACUUGGAUGAGGCGAUCAUGCUUCAUAGGGACGCGCUGGUUUUACGUCCAGUCAGUCACACAAACCGGUCCUCAUCAUUAAAUAACCUUGCAAGUGUGCUCUCUGCCCGCUUCGAGCGCCGAGGCAAUGACCAAGACUUGGAUGAGGCUAUCAUAAUUCACAGGGAUGCACUGGCUUUAUGUCCAAUCGGUCAUGCAGAUCGCUCCAUGUCAUUAAAUAACCUUGCAAAAGUGCUCCUUAGCUGCUUCGAGCACCGAGGCAAUGACCAAGACUUGGACGACACUAUCAUACUUCACAGGGACGCGCUAGCUUUACGUCCAGUCGGUCACGCAAAUCGGUCCAAGGCAUUCAAUGACCUUGCGAUUGCCCUCUUUACUCGCUUCCAGCACCAAGGCAAUGACCAAGACUUGGAUGAGUCUAACAUACUUCACAGGCAAGCGCUGGCUUUACAUCCAGUUGGUCACCCAAAUCGGUCCGGAUCAUUAAAUAACCUUUCGAAUGUACUCUCCACCUGCUUCAAGCACCGAGGCAAUGACCAAGAUCUGGAUGAAGCUGUCAUGCUUCAGAGGGAGACGCUGGCUUUACAUCCAGCCGUUCACCUAAAUCGCUUCAUAUCAUUAAGUAACCUUGCGAAUCAACUCUCCACCCGCUUCCAGCACCGAGGCAAUGAGCAAGACUUGGAUGAUGCUAUCGCGCUUCACAGGGAUGCGCUGGCUUUACAUCCAGUUGGUCAUCCAGAUCGGUUCAUGUCAUUACACAACCUUGCAUCUACGCUCUUUAUCCGCUUCGAGCACCGAGGCAAUGACCAAGACUUGGAUGAGGCUAGCAUGCUUCACAGGGACACCGUGGCUUUACAUCCAGUCGGCCACCCAGAUCAGUCCACGUCAUUAAAUAGCCUUGCGAAUGUGCUCUCUACCCGCUUCCAGCAGCGAGGCAAUGACCAAGACUUGGAUGACGCUAUCAUGCUUCACAGGGAUGCGCUGGCUUCACGUCCAGUUGGUCAUCCAGAUCUGUCCACGUCAUUACAUAACCUUGCAACUACGCUCUUUUUCCGCUUCGAGCACCGAGGCAAUGACCAAGACUUGGAUGAGGCUAUCAUGCUUCAAAGGGAAACACUGGUUUUAUAUCCAGUCGGUCAUGCACAUCGGCACAAUUCAUUACAUAACCUUGCAAAUGCGCUCUCUAUCCGCUUCCAGCACCGAAGCAAUGACCAAGACUUGGAUGAGGCUAUCAUGCUUCAGAGGGACGCGCUGGAUCUGUGCCCAUGCGGUCACCGAUAUCGGUCCGCGUCAUCCAAUAGCCUUGCAAAUAUUCUCGCUACCCGUUUCAAGCACCGAGGCAAGGACCAAGACCUGGAUGAGGCUAUCAUGCUUAACAGGGACGCCCUGGCUUUACGUUCAGUCGGUCACAAACACAGGCCCGGCUCAUUACAGAACCUUGCGAGUGUGCUCAUUGACCGCUUUGAGCACCGAGGCAAUUACCACGACUUAGAUGAGGCUAUCAUGCUUGACAGGGAUGCGCUGGCUUUAUAUCCAAUCGGUCACCCAGAGAGGUCCGCGUCAUUAAAUAAUCUUGCGACUGUGCUCGCUACACGCUUCGAGCACCGACGCAAUGGAGAAGACCUCCGCGAGUCACGAGAGAAUCUCCGCUGUGCAUUGACUCUGUUGACGCAACAUGAUCCUCGUCAAUUGACGGUCCAUCACUCAUUAGCUACCGUCUAUCUGUUGUUUCAUCAAUCGGGACUUGACAGGACUGCCGAAGAUACUGACACUUUGAAUGCUGCCAUGCAUCAUCGUCGGGCAGCAGCAGAUGUUGUCUCCGGAGGUUUGCAGCCUCGCCUGCGAGCAAGUCUACGCUGGGUUCACGAUGCCGAUCAAUAUUCACAUGAUACUCAACUGGAGGCUUAUGCAACUUCCAUGCAGCUUCUCGACGCUUACAUGUCCGCGACAGCUUCAGUAUCGUCUCGUCACAAUUCCAUGAAAGACUUUCCACGAACGCUUGCCGUGGAUGCUGCAUCAUGUGCUCUUCUUAGCGGUGAUGUGUGUCGCGCUGUCGAGUUGUUGGAACAAGGCAGGACUAUCAUUUGGACCCAGAUGACACGACUCCGCACGCCUCUUGAUGGCCUCCGAGAUCGCGGCGAUCACGCAGUGGCCCUGAUGAAGAAGUUCAGAGAUCUCAGCUCCCUCCUUGAUACACCUCCUACGAAUCAUCAAGAAGAGACCCCAAGAGUCAAUGUAGAAGCUGAAGCAAACCGGUACCGACGUCUAGUGGAGGAUUGGAAUAGAACUGUAGAAGAGAUUCGGAAUAUCGAGGGCUUCUCUCGCUUUCUACUUCCCCCCUUGUUCUCCGAUCUCCAAGAUGCAGCUCGUGAUGGGCCUAUUGUCGUGCUCGUCGCAAGCAAGUCAUCUUGUGAUGCCAUUAUAAUCCCGCACAACCAACCUCCGAUAAGCAUUAAACUCCGUAUCAAUUUGGAGAAACUACAAAAUUUGGUGCACAGAUUUCAAUCGGCAAGUCAACCACAGGCCGCUCCCAACCCCCCUGACGCUGCUCCCGCACCCACUUCCGAAGCUGCCCCCACGCCCGCUCCCAAAAGUAUCCACUCAGCCCUGAUGAAAGCUUUGAGGGAGUUAUGGAAUGACAUCGUCCACCCGGUGGUCGAACAUCUGAGCGGAUUUGCACCAUCACGUUCCCGGAUAUGGUGGUGCCCGACGGGUGCCUUCAAUUUCUUGCCGUUGCACGCUGCUGGCGAGUACAGGGCACACGGACAGUCCCUUUCGCAGCUGUAUAUCUCUUCAUACACGCCAUCGCUUACCGCCCUGAUCAGGACUCGCAGAAGUCAUGACAGAUCCCUGUCAGUGCCCUUUGCUGCCAUCGGCCAGGAUCACCCAGCUGGCCAUCCAUUCACUUUGGAGUGUGUGGAGCCUGAGCUAGAAUUGAUAACGAGCGUUGAGGCAACGAAAUCGAGAGCGUUGGAUGCAUUGCGAGACAAUACUUGUCUUCAUUUUUCGUGUCACGGCACACAGGACUAUACAGAACCCUUCAAUUCGGCAUUUCUCAUGCGCGACCAACCCCUUUCACUCCUUGAUAUCGCACAAACGGAUCUGUCUCGACAUGAAUUUGCCUUUCUUUCUGCAUGUGAAACCGCAGUCGGUGAUGCCAAUACACCUGACGAAGUCAUACACCUGGCGGCUAGCCUUCAAUUUGCUGGGGUACAGAGUGUAGUUGGGACAUUAUGGGAGGUCAAUGAUAGUACGGUGCAGCGCUUAGUCGAGGCAUUCUACAAGAACUUGUGUGGGGAUGGCAAGAUGAAUUCCAAGCGGGCUGCCCGUGCGCUGCACCGAGCGAUCCAGUCGUUGGCUAGUGACAAGGACAUGCCAUUGGAGCAGCGCAUAGUGUUCAUGCAUAUUAGCAUAUGA